ACUUGGAAUCUCGACGCGAUCCCAUCUGGGAGCACGUGAGAGCUAAGAUUGAGAAUUCGCGCGCGUAAAGUGACGUUUUGUUUUUUUAAUUCAAAAUGGCAGUUACAAGUGCAAGGAGCAUUGUGAAUAUGAAGGAGAAAGGACACUUUGAACAUGAAGAAACUAGGAUGGACAAGUAUACGCUCGCCGACGAGUUGCCGGCGCAGCUCUCGGAACUUAAUCUCCGUCCUCGUAAAAUGGCUAUUCCAUACACCCUGAGGAGACUCACCCCCAAGGACAAAGAUGGCGUCAUCGAGUUUAUGAGAAGAUUCUUCUUUCGCGACGAGCCUUUGAACUUCACAAUCAACUUAUUGGAGACGCCAGAAUCUCGGUGCUACGAGUUAGAAGAUUACACAGCCAGCAGCCUAGCUGAUGGAGCCUCAGUGGCCGCUGUUGACGAGAACGGAGAGUUCGUGGGGAUGGUCAUCAACGGUGUUGUCAGACGAGAGGAGGUAGAUUACACGGAUAAAUCCGAAGAUUGUCCACAUCCUAAAUUCAAGAGGAUUCUGAAGCUGUUGGGACAUUUGGACCGUGAAGCCAGGAUAUGGGACAAGCUUCCGCUAAGCUGUCACACAGCAGUUGAGAUAAGAAUCGCUUCAACGCACACGGAUUGGAGAGGAAGAGGCUUAAUGAGAGUUCUCGUAGAGGAAUCAGAGCGGAUUGCUAGAGAAAUCGGCGCCGGCGCAGUGCGUAUGGAUACGACCUCUGCCUUUUCCGCGGCCGCGGCCGAGCGACUCAACUACAAAAAUGUCUACGGUUUGUUUUACUCCGACCUGCCUUACGCACCACAUCCGGACCCUCCCCAUCUAGAAGCCAGGGUCUACUUGAAGGAAUUGUAAGAUAUUUGUGGACCUACUUUCUAAGUUAUUACCCUUUGAGGAAUUCUCCACUUUUAUGGUUAUAUUAAUAAGAUAUGUUAAUUUGUUGUAUCUAUAAAAAUAUGAACUAGAGAAAAACUGCUUCUUCGAAUCUGGCAAAGCUUGUUCAUGUAAUCUUAUUUCUGUAGUAUCAACUACUUUAUCAUCAAAUCUCAUUUUUUUUUUAACUUUAUAUACAAGAAAAAAUGAAAUUAUGAUAUUGAAAUAUUAAUGUAUAUAUUAUUUAGGAAUAACUGUGAUACAUUUUAUGUUGAACCAAAAAGUAAAAUUACAUAAAAAUUAUAAAUCUCUAAGAUUUAAGGUAUUUAUCGACAACAAUAUUCAUUUAUGCUCUUGUGACGCCUGAAAAAUUAAAAUAGCAAAUUUGUAACAGCGUGCUAUUGUUUUACGAAUCGUGAACCGCUUUUAAAAUGCACUGGAUUAAGUGUAGUUAAAUAGUAGUUCCUUCUAUUUAUUAAUAUUUUUAUAUUUGUUUCGUAUACGAUAAAGUAUUCACUGUCAAUUUCAGCUAUUUUCAAAAUCACCGUGAUGAUUCGUUAAAUAAUGUUUAGUUGUAUAAAGAUAUUUAAUAAAUAAAGUUGUUCUAAACAAAUAAA
This is a messenger RNA of Danaus plexippus (monarch butterfly), 1513 nucleotides long. It is a transcript of the gene Aanat, whose product is annotated as arylalkylamine N-acetyltransferase 1-like. Gene Ontology annotation, molecular function: N-acetyltransferase activity. The transcript is spliced from 6 exons. The coding region runs from base 96 to 878 and encodes 260 amino acids. Lineage: Eukaryota; Metazoa; Arthropoda; Insecta; Lepidoptera; Nymphalidae. The record is from RefSeq and is a predicted model, not a curated record.